AACAGAUUAAAAAACGUUUAUUGUGUGCCACAUUCCGCUGUGUGUUACUCACUAGAGCGGAAGAUGAGGCUCUAGAAGUUGAUGUUACCGGACGGCGGAAUGCAAUAAUUAGUCCGAGGAGACACCGACAAAGGUUCAGGAGACCCUCAUGUUAGACGCAAUAGCAUCGCAGGCCAUCGAGACCAUCCGGCUUUACGGACUGGCUGAUAGUCGACAUUCACACCGCCAGGCACCUCAAGGAGUCGUUGGAGCUGGACUCAUCAAUCCAUGGAUUCAAUCCGGUUCGGUCAGGCGUGGCGACAUGAUCGAGAUCCAGAUGGACAGCGCCGGCAGCUAUGCGUUCUCGCUGAUGUGUGUGGGCAACGCUACGAAUGUUGUCAACACUGAUCAGCGCCGUGUUCUGCUGAACCUUUCUGGUAGUAAUGUGGAGUGUGAGGCGCUGGAUUCGAGAGGUAUUGAUGUGGUGGUGCUGGUCUGUCGUUCGCUGUCGAUGGAAGCGAAGCCCCGAGUGUUGCGAAGACGGCGCAUGUCAGCCCUGGUAAAACGGCUAGGUCAUUAUCGACAUGCAGUGUUGCUGAAUCGGGAAUGUGAAGGGCUGUGCAUUUGCUGCAAAUGCUCUUUUUUGCAUGUCAUACCAUUCCACCUCAAAUGUAAUUGCCUUUUGCUUCGAGUUCAGGCUUGUGUCGUUGCUUAGGUAACUGUGGUCGAGUUGCCAAAUCGGCCCGAGAAGCUGUUGACGGCUGAUGAAGCACUCCGCGUUCUCGAUGGUAGGGUUGUGACCCCGCCGCAAUCGACAGUUUG
Molecule: messenger RNA, 801 nt
Organism: Didymella exigua CBS 183.55
Lineage: Eukaryota; Fungi; Ascomycota; Dothideomycetes; Pleosporales; Didymellaceae
Exons: 1
Coding region: 149-694 (181 amino acids)
Source: RefSeq, a predicted model, not a curated record